Peronospora matthiolae is the source of this 408-nucleotide messenger RNA. NCBI's taxonomy places the organism in Eukaryota, Oomycota, Peronosporomycetes, Peronosporales, Peronosporaceae. The record is from the annotation of a GenBank genome assembly.
AUGGGUGCUCCGGUGAGCUGGGGAAGCAAAAAGCAGUCAAGUGUGUCGCUGUCAACAAGUGAAGCUGAGUACAUUGCACUAAGUCUGGCGAUUCAAGAAGGCAAGUGGGUGCAUCGAUUGCUGUGCGAGAUUCUGGUAGCCGCAGAGGACAAGUCUGGACCCGAGCUCAAGAUCAUGGAAGACAACCAGUCGUGCAUCAAGAUGACGAAGAAUCCUGUGAACCAUGGUCGGGCCAAGCACAUCGACAUCAAGUACCACCACAUUCGUGAUGAAGUCAAGCGUGGUGAUGUCAAGUUGGAGUACUGUGAGACUACGACUAUGUUGGCGGACAUCAUGACGAAGGGACUGCCAGGACCGCGUCACAAGGACUUGACGGCAGCGCUCGGCAUACACGCGUGUUCGCAUUGA